UCCAAAAAGAGAAACGCAUGCAACCCAUUCCAGGCGCGUGCUGCUACUGUUUAAGCGUGUGUGUCACCUCCGCCAGCUGUGUGCUCCUCUUCGGUUGGCGCCACUUGUACCCUCCUUUCCUUCCUCGUGCCUAACACCCCGUGCUGAGAAUCCUUAUCGAUAUCUCUCCUAGAAAAGUAAUCACAGCGAAACCUCAUUUCUCUUUCCUUUAAAUAAAGGUCCUAUAUCUGCAUUGAGGCUGGGCGGAAGGCUCUGCAUUAGCCGCGACAGUAAUGGCCAUUUCUCAGCGUGAUGAUCCCCUCGACCACAAAACCCCAUUGCUCCAAAACGACGUCGAGGCGGCCGUUUUGGACUUCAGAGACUCCUCCUUUCAGAAAAGCUCAGGCGGCUGGCGCUCCGCCGCCUUUAUAAUCGGGGUGGGAUGUGCGGAGAGGUUCGCAUUCUAUGGCGUCAGCUCCAACCUCGUGACGUUUCUGAGCGGGCCGUUGGGGGAGUCGACAGCUACGGCGGCGGAGAAUGUGAACACGUGGUCAGGAACGGCGUCGUUGCUUCCCUUGCUCGGAGCCGUCGUCGCCGAUUCGUUUCUCGGUCGCUACCGCACCAUCGUUAUCUCUUCUCUGCUCUAUAUCCUGGGGCUAGGCUUGUUGAGUUUCUCGGCCAAGCUUCCCUCUCUCACUGGUUCUGAUUGCGGAAACAGCAGUCAGUUGACAUCAUGCUAUUCUCAGGUCCAAGUAAUAUUCUUCUACUUCUCUCUAUAUCUGGUAGCUGUAGGGCAAGGUGGAAACAAACCUUGCAUACAAGCUUUCGGAGCUGAUCAGUUCGAUGGACAAGAUCCAGUGGAGAGCAAAGCCAAAAGCUCAUUCUUUAAUUGGUGGUACUUUGGUAUCUGCUCAGGCUCCUUGUGUACGCGAUUGAUAUCAAGCUACAUACAGGACAACUUCAGUUGGGUUCUGGGAUUUGGAAUUCCUUGUAUUGUGAUGGCCCUUGGCCUAUUUGUUUUCUUGUCCGGAACAAGAACUUAUAGGUACAGCGUUGAAGGGGAUGGGAAAAGCCCAUAUGCCAGAAUUGCGAAGGUUUUUGCUACUGCAUUUAAGAAUUGGCGAACUACUCCUUCAGAGCCUCUUGCAAACCUGCCUCACCAAAGUUCAGAAAAAUACAAGUUCCUCAACAAGGCAUUGCUACCCGAUAGUGAUUUGAAGGAUUAUAACAAGGUCUGUACUGUCUCUGAGGUAGAAGAAGCAAAGGUUGUUCUUAGUCUAUUUCCUAUAUGGAGUACAUGCCUGGUAUAUGCUAUUGUGCUUGCACAGAUGUCGACUUUCUUUACCAAGCAAGGGGCGACACUGGACAGAGAAAUUGUAGCUGGCUUUGAGAUACCAGCUGCUUCACUUCAGUCUUUUACCAGCCUCAUUAUUAUUCUCUUCAUUCCUAUUUAUGAGCGUGUCUUUGUUCCGAUGGCAAGUGCUUUCACUGGAAAACCCUCUGGCAUUACAACGCUACAAAGAAUCGGAGUUGGGAUAUUUUUAGCUGCUCUUUCCAUGAUAGCUGCAGCUGUAGUUGAGAUGAAAAGGCUUGAAACUGCUCAAGAGUAUGCUCUGGUUGAUCUGCCACAUGUUACAAUUCCAAUGGGCGUGUGGUGGUUGAUUCCUCAGUACUUGUUGAUUGGAGUGUCUGAUGUUUUCUCGAUGGUUGGUCUGCAAGAGUUUUUCUACGAUCAGGUACCAAAUGAACUAAGAAGUGUAGGAGUCGCCCUCUACCUCAGUAUCUUUGGUGUGGGAAACUUUUUAAGCAGCUUUCUUAUCUCGGCCAUAGAGGAAGCAACCAGCGGAGUAGGCCGAGUUAGCUGGUUUUCCAAUAAUCUGAAUCGUGCGCAUCUUGAUUACUUUUACUGGCUACUCGCUGGACUGAGUGUAGUGGAACUGGGUGUCUUCACAUACUUCGCAAAAUCUUACCGAUAUAAGUAGGAGAGGUUGAUGAGGAGGCUUCCACUUAAUAACUCUCUUUCAGUUGCGCUUCGCAGUGAAAGGAUUUUAACUCCAAUAUUGACUAUUCUCAGUCGCUGCCACAUGAAAGGUCGGGAAAUGAAGAGUCUUAUUUGGAGAAGACUUUGGAAAGCCAAGGUGCUUGGGAAAGUCCAAAUAUGUGUUUGGAGGAAUGGAGGGCAUGUAACAACUUGUUACCUAUACGAGACCGGCUUCUUACAAAGGGCUAUGAGGGAGACUCAAUAUGCUUGUUGUGUAGGCAUCCAUUAGAAGACACUGCGCAUCUCUUUUGUAAGUGUCUGAUUGCUGUUGAAUUCUUCUCUACUCCUCCUUUUCAUCUUCAGAAUUCCUUUCUACCUAAUGUAGUUUUUAAGGAAUGGAUGUUAGAAAGAGCUUUAUACUUUUUUUUUUUUUGAGGAGGAAAGAGCUUUAUACUUGCAAGCUGAGGUGUUUGAGAGGCUUCUGAUGGGUAUUUGGUCGAUUUGGAAGAACAAAAAUAGUAUGUUAUGGGACAAUACCUCAAGACCAGCUGCUGAUCUUUUCCUAAGUGCCAUGACUUGGCUAGAUGAGUUUAAAAAAGCUCAAGCAUCUUCUGAGAUUAACCGGUCACAGGGGAUAGAACGAUGGCAACCUGCACAGGGUUCUUUAGUUAAGAUAAAUGUGGAUGGUGCUUUUCUGCCAUCACUUAAUCAUGGAGGCCUUGGGGGCAUAGUUCAGGACUCUAAUGGUCAGUUUAUGGGGGCAUUAGAUCACUCUGUGCCGCAUAUUUCUUCAGCCAAGCAAGCAGAAUUGCUAGCUAUAAGAGUAGGCCUGGAUCUUCUUCAACAAUUGCAUCUGGAUAGGGCUAUAGUUGAGACGGAUUGUCUUACUGUAGUCCAAGAUAUUGCAUACAAGAAUGCUGCACUCACCGAGUUUGGCAGCAUUAUAGAUGAUAUUCUAAUGCUAUUACGUAGCAUGCCGGAGGUGCAAAUCAAGUAUGCUCCUUGGAGUUGUAACAAAGUGGCUCAUCGUCUUGCUAGUAUUGGUUCUGAAUCACAUAAGAAUGAGACUUGGCUCACUCAUUCUCCUAGUUGCAUUGCUGAUGUACUACUCUAUGAUUGUAACCUUUUGAAUCAUUAAUAAAGUACCUUGCAGUUUCUUUCUUUCAAAAAAAAAAAAA
Molecule: messenger RNA, 3138 nt
Organism: Rosa chinensis
Lineage: Eukaryota; Viridiplantae; Streptophyta; Magnoliopsida; Rosales; Rosaceae
Product: protein NRT1/ PTR FAMILY 5.10
Exons: 5
Coding region: 273-1961 (562 amino acids)
Biological process (GO): transmembrane transport; dipeptide transport
Cellular component (GO): membrane
Molecular function (GO): tripeptide transmembrane transporter activity; dipeptide transmembrane transporter activity
Source: RefSeq, a predicted model, not a curated record